This is a messenger RNA of Linum tenue, 309 nucleotides long. NCBI's taxonomy places the organism in Eukaryota, Viridiplantae, Streptophyta, Magnoliopsida, Malpighiales, Linaceae. The record is from the annotation of a GenBank genome assembly.
AUGGGGUUUCGGCAGGUACAAGUUCAAACCGAUUCCCUCUCAUCUAUUCAUCUUAUUGGAAGUGCAGGGGAGCGGCAUCCCCACUCGGCUUGGAUCUCGGAAAUACGUCGACUUCAGUCUCUCGACUGGCAGGUAGAAAUUAUUCAUGUGUACCGGGAAGGAAACGUCGUGGCUGACUACCUCGCCUCUCUUGGACAUGGACGUCCGCCUGGUGAUCACUUUGUGGAUGCUCCUAGUCCGCUCUUGAACUACUGGCUGUAUUUUGACUGUAUUGGAGUUCUUACUCCUCGUUUAGUGAACAUUAAUUGA